AUGGAGCAUGCUGUGGAUGAUGGCCGCAUUAGAACAGGUACUGUGUGGAGUGCAACAGCACAUGUUAUCACGGCCCUCGUCGGGUCUGGCAUACUGACACUUCCGUGGAGCUUCGCUCAACUAGGCUGGAUAUUGGGUCCAUUGAUUCUAAUUCUCUUCGCGGUCAUCACCUACUACACUGCAGUUCUUCUCUGUAACUGUUACAGAUCUCCGGACCCGAUCAGCGGAAGGCGAAACUACACUUACAUGGAAGCAAUCAGAGCAUGCCUAGGUGACAAAGAAGUAUUUCUUUGUGGGAUCAUACAAUAUGCAAUACUCUGGGGAACUAUGGUGGGUUAUACAAUUACUGCUGCUAUGAGCAUGAUGGUCAUCAAGCAGUCACAUUGUUUCCACGAGAGAGGCCAAAAUGCGCCAUGCAAGGUCUCGGGACUCUUCUACGCUGUAAUCUACGGUUUGAUGGAAGUGGUAUUAUCUCAGUUUCCGAACUUGGAGAAAAUUGCAGCUCUUUCAUACACAGCUGCAGCGACGUCAUUUGCGUACUCCGUAAUCGGUUUAUACCUAUGCGCACUAGAAUUUUUUUCUCAUCCCAAGUUCCGAGGAUCUUUAUAUGGAGUAAAGGUAGCGAGUCGUAGUAUCUCGCCAACUACAAAGAUCUGGCAUUUCUUUCAAGCACUUGGGAACAUUGCUUUCGCUUACUCUUACGCAAUGCUUCUGAUAGAGAUACAGGAUACUUUGAAGUCCCCACCAGCCGAAAAUAAGACAAUGAACAAAGCAAGCAUAUACGGGAUUGGCGGGACGACAAUAUUCUACAUUUCUCUCAGUUGCGUAGGAUACGUGGCUUUUGGCGACACCACCCCCGGAAACAUCCUCACAGGAUUUAAAAAGCCCUUCUGGCUCAUCGACAUCGCACAUUUGGCUCUCCUUAUACAUCUUGUUGCAGCAUAUCAGGUAUUUGCGCAGCCAAUCUUCGCGUUCUACGAGCAGCGGCUCGCGACAAAAUGGCCCAACUCAGACUUCUUCAACAGAACAUACGCCGUAAAGAUUCCAUUCUGCAAAACGAAGACGAUAAAGUUCACGCUCGCCAAGAUCUUUCUGCGAACAAUCUUCGUGGCGUUUACAACCGCGACUGCGAUGAUCUUUCCGUUCUUCAACGCGAUCGUCGGCUUGCUAGGCUCCAUGGUCUUUUGGCCAUUGACAGUGUACUACCCUGUGGCCAUGUACAAAUCUCAAGCAAAGAUCAAGAGGGGACAGAAGAAGUGGAUAAUACUACAACUUAUAAGCAUGAUCUCUCUGCUAGUUUCGGUUCUCGCUAUUGUCGGAUCAGUCGCGGAUAUCAUACUCCACAUCAAGCAUGCUGGUCUCCUCAAAUUUGAAUUGUAA
This is a messenger RNA of Ananas comosus (pineapple), 1380 nucleotides long. RefSeq names its product amino acid permease 2-like. Lineage: Eukaryota; Viridiplantae; Streptophyta; Magnoliopsida; Poales; Bromeliaceae. Bases 1 to 1380 code for a protein of 459 amino acids. The transcript has 6 exons. The record is from RefSeq and is a predicted model, not a curated record. Gene Ontology annotation, cellular component: plasma membrane.